ACAUGUCAAGCAGACGACGCAUAUUUGUCUGUCUGUGCGUCGCACCUGUCAAGAAAACAUUGGUUAUAUCAGCAUGUUUACAGACGAAAGUCUUGAUCCAGUUGAAUUCAAAUCAUCGUGGAAAAAAGAAAGACAUGUAGCUGACAAUAGCUGCCAAACAAGUGAUUUGCUCAUUGAAGAGGUUGGAUGUCAGUCCAUAGAAAGAAAUGAUGAAGGGACACAGACAGAUGAUGGACGUGAAAGGGCACUUAACCUUGCUGAGACUGACUUACACAGAUUGAAUCAGUUCCUCCAAAGAGUGGAACCUCUAAUAGUCACAGCGCUGUCCAAGAACCUCAAAAGUCAUGCCUUUGAUAAUUUAUUGUCAAGCACUGAAAAUGAAGGAGCCUCGGUCACCUGUGUCCACACACUUGGCCAUAUAGCUCUUGGUGAAGAGCUGCAAGUCACAGGAUUGUCAUGGAAUUGUACGGGUUCAGUCAUAGCAGCAGCUUAUGGGAGAUAUGAUCAUGAAGACUGGUGUACACACAAAGCAGCAGUAGCCACAUGGAACCUCGACAAACGAUCUCUCAAUGUCAACAAACCAGACACUGUCAUUGAUUCAUCUUGCUGUAUCAUGUGUCUUGAAUUCCAUCCUGAAAACCCAGCAUGGAUAGCUGGAGGGAACUUCAAUGGUGAGGUUAUGGUUUGGGAUCUGAGCAAGGAAGAUGACCUGCUCGUGGCAUCAUCUGGCAUUGGGGACGAUGCCCACAGGGAACCUGUCACUAAAGUCAAGUGGAUUCCUGAUCCUGCAUCCAAGAGUAGGAGGCACCAGAUAAUCAGUGCCAGUGGUGAUGGAAAGAUUCUUGUUUGGGCGAUGAGUUCAAAGAAGCAGAGACUGAAACUUGUUGAUGGAUUUGUGUUAAUGGCCCAGAGUUUGCCCCGAAGUAUGAAGACCCGGUCUGUGAGAGCCGACAAGGAGAUUGGAGUGACGUGUCUGUCAUACAAUGCGGAGGACAAGGACAUGUUCAUCAUUGGUUCCGAGAGUGGUUGUGUGUUCAAAUGUUCCAUGCAUGCACAGGGAAACCCUGCUGGAAGUCACGUGAUCUCCUCUGUACCUCUGCGAUCUCCUGUCACCUUUACCUUCAACCCUCACCAUGGCCCUGUGUACUCCGUGGAUUGUUCCCCAUAUCACAGACAUGCCUUCCUCAGCUCAGGCAUGGACCAAUGUCUCCGACUGUACAACAUGCUUCAGGACCAGCCAAUUCUCACAAUAGAACCAGGUGAUGGCUACCUAUUUGGGGCCAAGUGGUCACCUGUCCGGCCAACAGUGCUGGCAACUGUCAGUGAGAAUGGCAGCCUGCUAGUGUACGACCUGCGAGAGGGUCAUCUAGCUCCGCUGCAGAAACUGGAGGCAGGGAUGAAGAAGGCAUCUGUGUACAGCUUACAGUUCAAUGCUCACCAGCGCCAUCUCCUGGCAACUGGUGAUGGACUUGGCUACAUCAAGAUCUGGAAACUUGGGGACGAACUUACUACACAACUACCACGAGAGAAUGAUCAGCUAAAUAAUCUCAUAAGCACUUCAGCUGAUUAGGAGCUGUAUAGUGUUAACAGGUCAAAAUUGUAAGUGAUAUCUUGAAUGUAUUACAAGAUAACAUUGUUUUUUACUUCUCCUAUUUAACGGAAUAAUUCUUGAAAUUUGUUGUAAUUGUAGACGGCAAUCAUGACUUAGACUAUUACAAUUUAAGAGUUGAACAAAUAGUUUAUACACUGUUCAACACAACCACUUGUCUGUUAAUAUGAUAUUAGCAAAAUUUAAAGAGGAUUAAUACUUAUUAACCCAAAUGUAGUAAUGUUCCUCAAAUCUGACAUUUUCUCAUCAGUUAUUCACCAUGGAGAUGCCUAAAUUCAAAGCAUUCAGGGCAGAAUAUUAGAUUACAGGAUCUUGAAAACAAAUGUAAAGUGCAGUUUCAAAUUCGAGAAUAACAAUUUCCACAUUAUAUAUUUAGAUAUUUUACACACUGAGCAUCAUUGGCUUCUACAUGCACUUGGGUAUACUGCUGAGGGAGCUUUCCUGUUUUUUGUAAAGGUUUUCUUUUGUUCAGUAUUACCAAAUCAGGGGCAGGUGGUAAUGUACCAUAGAGAAACUGCAACUGACAAUGGAUUGUGUUGACAUUAAGACUGAAAUAAGGCCAAAACAUUUUAGAAAUCUGAUAUUUGAUUGGCUCAAAAACUCAUGCAUACUUCUUUUUGUACGUUCAAACUUUGAAUCGGAGAAAAAGAUCUGAUAAUGUUACAUAUACAACUGAUCCAAAAUUGUGGACUAGCUGGAUUAAACCAUGUCAAACCCCUGAAUUAUGAUAAUACAGCAUGUACAUACAUUUCUAAAUGCUGAAUUAAGUGAGUUUUGGUCAAGUAAUUAUGUAUGUUUUCCUCAUGAUACAAAUUCUUUUACCUAAAAAAUCUGCUAACUUUUGUACAUCCUAUCAGUGCUUUACAUGUGGAUAAUUCAUCCAGCAACUUUAUUGUUUAAGGAGGACAGUACAAACUUUCCAAUGGUUUGCAACCUAUCUAACAUGAUCCUGUAACGUAAGAUAGAUAUAAGAAAUGUCACCAUUAUUUAUGAUUGUUUCUUCCUGUAAUUAGAGAAAAACUAUUAUUACAUCCAUACAAUUUGUGCAACCCGUCCAUACAGUCUGUGAUAUUUUCCAUUCAUCACCUCAUAUUAUAUCAUGUUUCAUAGAACAGCCUGAAAUAUAUCUUCUCAAGU
This is a messenger RNA of Haliotis rufescens (red abalone), 2746 nucleotides long. RefSeq names its product cytoplasmic dynein 2 intermediate chain 2-like. Bases 74 to 1570 code for a protein of 498 amino acids. Gene Ontology annotation, biological process: intraciliary transport. The record is from RefSeq and is a predicted model, not a curated record. NCBI's taxonomy places the organism in Eukaryota, Metazoa, Mollusca, Gastropoda, Lepetellida, Haliotidae. Gene Ontology annotation, cellular component: cytoplasmic dynein complex; ciliary plasm. Gene Ontology annotation, molecular function: dynein heavy chain binding; dynein light chain binding. The transcript has 12 exons.